Molecule: messenger RNA, 1626 nt
Organism: Rotaria sp. Silwood2
Lineage: Eukaryota; Metazoa; Rotifera; Eurotatoria; Philodinida; Philodinidae
Source: the annotation of a GenBank genome assembly
AUGCUACGAACAAGAUUUAAUCUACUUCGACAAUCAAUAGUAACUCCAAUUAUUUAUCAUCGUAAACAAAUCUCAUCUGAUCAUUCAAUUUUUUCCGACGAGACUCUAAAUCACCUAUUUUCAAAUCAGUCAUCAUUAGUUGUGGGAAAAGUUGUUCGUGAUCACUACGAGAAACUUCUUCAAGAGAAAUCUCGAACAUAUGAAUUUGUUGAAGAACUUUAUCGUACUGUUCUUGAUGAAAAACAACAAAUGAAGAGAGAAUUAAUGUACUUGAAAGGAAUUCUUCAUAGUCGAGGUCUUAUGGAAGAAUUUAGAGGUUAUUUACGUGGAAUUCUUCAACCAAGAACAAGUACACCAAUGUCUACCAAAAAAAUUUAUAUGAAAAUGCUCGAACUUGGUACCGAUCCAUCAAGAAAUAUGUCUAUUAUUACACCAUUAGUUGAAGAUUUAUUCUUAUGUUUUGGUCGUGAGCUACAGAAUUUAUCCACCAAUGAUAGGGAAAUGAUGUUCAAUACAAUUGCUCAUGAAUUGGAUCAUCUAUACAGUUGUUUAUCUGAAUCGAUUUAUGCUGUUAAAAUCGGUCGAAAUGAUCGUGAUUUUGUUAUUUGCACGUAAGAAAUCAUUUCGUCGAAAAUCUUCAACAUUUAUCUCUGUAUUUAUAGAGACAAUUUAACUGCGAAGCAGGUGUGUUUCAUUCAAUCAAUUGCAAAACACUUUCUACAACUAGAACCACAUGAGAUUCGUGUGAUGAAGUAUCAAGAAACAAAAAACCAAAUGAAUUAACCAAAUGAUUUUCCAAUUGUUUGAUAUCAAUGGAUCACCUUCUAUUAUUAUUAAACCUUUAAAAAAUGCGUUUUUUUAUAGGGCUAAAAAAAAAUCGAUGGGUGCGUUAUCGUAAUGUUUUCGGGAUAAAUGUUUGUAUGAAUAAGCUUCCCAAAAAGAUUUCAUCAUUAUAAGAUCUGUUGUCUUAGCUUUAUACACAAAUAAUAAUAUUGGUUUUUCACAGCGAGAAAAUUUCUAGAAAUGUGAACUUUUCUGAGUCGUUCUCAUGGAAGGAGUCGUUUUGAAUGAGUGAGGUACGAUAGUCCAAUCUUCGAUGAUACUACUAUUAUUUCGAUUUUUUUUGAAUGAUAAAGUAGUGCUGGAAAUAUGAUUGUAGACAGUAAGGCCGUUUGUUCAUCGUUUCUUCACAAAAAUGCUUGAUUUUGGCUGGUAAUUACCAUUUAUUUUUGUGCUUUUUCAAAACAGAUGAUAUCUACUGAUAGGAAAUAUACGAAAACCUAUAAAAAAUAUUUGAAUGAAUGAGUUUGAUUGUCAUUAUGUUCAAGAAAUCUUCUGCUCAACUUUGACUAAGCAGGUCCCUUUUUAGCUGGACAGGCUGUGUGAGAUAUUCUAAAGAUUAGGGAUGCACCAAUUCCGAUCCCAACCGAAUCCGAUCCGAUUCUUGACUCGGAAUCGUUGGGAUCGGAAUCGGAAUCGGUCGGAAUCGGUUGGAAUCGGAAUCGGAAUCGGUUGGAAUCGGAAUCAGAAUCGGAAUCGGAAUCGGUCGGAAUUGGUUGGAAUCGGUCUGGGUUUGGUCGGGAUCGAUCUAAAAUCAAUUCAAGACACCUAGAAAUUAUGUGAAGU